AUGGAUCCGAGGCAACGACUAUACGAAGUCUACCCAGGUGGAGACAUCGUCCACCCACCCCCGUUUCCAAAGCGGCCAGAUCUCUUUAAUCGAGCGCCACUAGCCCCAGCGUUGACCGAAGACGACGCAUUUCUUGCCCGCCGAUUUUGGCAGCAGCCCGAUGAGUCCCUCGGACGUGCAUGGAAGGCACAUCCCCAUCGACCUUAUACACGAGCAACCGAAGAAAAACGAUCGGUAAUGCAUGCGUUGGCUCACAAUGUCUAUGAGCACCUGAUGAGCAAUCCACUUCUGCCUAUUUCUCGCGAGGAUGCACGAGUCAGAUUCACAGCGGAGGGCUUGGACGAGACCUAUAAUGGCGUGCAGGGGCUAGACGCAAUGGAACAAAAAGUAUUCAUACACGGCCUCAACGUCAGAGACCCGGAUCUUUGGACGAAAGAUGCACUCACAGACGAACUGACAUCAAGGGGUUUAAGCACAGACGGGAGAAAAAUAGACCUUCAACGUCGUCUAUGGGAAUACGAAUGUGAUGAGCGCUUUGGGGUCUCGAGACAAAGCAACCUGAGUCACUGGGGUAUUCAUCGUGAGCCAAGGCCUGUAAUGAGCCCUGCUACGAGAACAGAUAUGUCUGCACUUGAAAUGUACACUGCAGCAAUUAAACUGAGCCCAUACAACCCAACUUACUGGAACAGCCGCGCGUACUGCCAUUAUCUGCUGGGCCAUUUUGAUCUCGCCAUUGGAGACGCCUAUCGCGGAGAACUUCUCUGCGAAGUGUUGACGACAGCAACCCAAAGGAACAAACGCCCUGGGAUGUAUACCAGAGUUUGGGACGCCAUUCAGCAGCACUUGAUGGUAGAAUUGAAGAUCAAAGGAGUCCCAAUGACAAGGGAAGUUCUGCAAAUGAGGAAGGUAAAUGGUAUCAACUAUUUCAUUCCAACUCUGAGAAACGCCCUUCACAGUAUCACUAGUCUUAGCCUUGCAGCACUGAAUUGUUGGGAUGAUUUCGACGACCACAUGCAGGGUCAACUCCAAAGACCACUACCAUACCGCGACGUAUCAGUCCCCAAAAAGCGGAUGACAGUACAACCAACACUCACAAAGGACAAUUCCUUCAAUGGGUUGGGAGUCUUCGCCACUGCAAACAUCAAAGCAGGAACCCUGAUUCACUACGAGGAACCCGUUAUUCGCGGAAAUCUCAUACCCAACAGGCUCCUUGAUGAUGAAAGCGAAGAGCCCCUCCACGCCCCACGAUGUGACAACUGUCAAACGGCGAUUGACCCAGACGAGGUUCGGCAUAUCGGGGACAACUGGGACUCCAUUCAUAAUCUGGCACCCCUUCCGGGAUGGGGACACCCGCCUACUUGUGCGUGUCUUGACAUGAUGUGUAAAUGUGCGGAUGUCGGAUACUUCAGAGCUACGAGGGGCGCUCUGCUAUUCUGUUCUUCCAACAAUGUAAUAUCAGACGGCGUGGCUCCCCAUUGCUUGGCUAUUGCGCGCGAGACAUACCAUUUCCAAGAAUUCUGUGGCCUAGAUUGGGGCUGGUUGCACGACGCAAUGCGACCUAAUAAAGUGGCGUGGGGGGGAUCGCAGUAUUUCACUCACACAAAUGAACGCCACGGGACCGUUUUGAGUCUACUCUUGAAGAGCGUGCUCGAACUCACGCUCCACCGCCGCCAAGAGGACCCUAAUCUUCUCGCGCAUGAAAUUAACGAACUCCUCAUUCUUGAGGCAGGUACUGACACGAACGAGCCGUGGAGAGAGAGCUGGUUCCCUUUUACUCUGGCUGGUAAUAUCCAGAUACCUUUCGAUAUCCUCUUCAAUCUUGGAGUGGAUAUCUUCAGCGACCUUUCAUUCGACACUUGGAUUAUUCAGACCGUGCUACGGAAGUUGCUGGUCAAUGCUGUGCCCUGGGAACAUGUACGGCGAGAUGCAAACCCAACAUUCAAUGACUGGGAUGGUCCCAAGCCGGUGCUACACCCAACCCUACAGUCUAGAAUGAAAGACAGACUUGAAGACCUCUCGGCAAUGGAGCCAUCAUUUGGGAACUUCUACCUCUUCCCUGGAUUAAGCAUGUUCAAUCAUUCCUGUCGCCCUUUUGAAAACGCACUGUGGGGAUACGACAAAAAGGUCCCCAACCGCGUAGUCAUCUGGGCGAACAAAGAUAUCAAAGCUGGAGAAGAGAUUAGAAUUCCGUAUCAACGUUAUAGGAUCGCUGAUGCUGUCGGUGAAGAUGUCGAACUCAAUAUCCAUGCCGUGCAGUUGUUUGGAAAGAAUUGCGGGUGUCCCAGAUGCCAAGGCAGAGGGCUUGUUCCUCCUGUUGAUAAUGGAAAGGCCAAAUCCGUGUCCGGUAGUGAGGCUGUUCAGGACGAUGGGGCUGUUGAUUGGACACCAGGGCCUGUGAUGAUUCCUCCAAAGCAGGAAAAUUGGCGUGGUGUUCUCGGAGAGGACGAUUCUGAGCUUGAUGAAUAUAUGAAAGAGUAUCGGGAGAUUGUGGAUGAUAUAUACGACCAAUAUUACGAUAUCGAUGACCCGGAAUCCCAGGAGGACGAUGAGAAGGAGGAUGAGGGGGGCGCAUUAUGGGGAUGA
Molecule: messenger RNA, 2583 nt
Organism: Penicillium hordei
Lineage: Eukaryota; Fungi; Ascomycota; Eurotiomycetes; Eurotiales; Aspergillaceae
Exons: 2
Coding region: 1-2583 (860 amino acids)
Molecular function (GO): protein binding
Source: RefSeq, a predicted model, not a curated record